Amaranthus tricolor (Joseph's coat) is the source of this 5292-nucleotide messenger RNA. RefSeq lists its product as uncharacterized. Lineage: Eukaryota; Viridiplantae; Streptophyta; Magnoliopsida; Caryophyllales; Amaranthaceae. The record is from RefSeq and is a predicted model, not a curated record. Gene Ontology annotation, biological process: DNA integration. The coding region runs from base 1 to 5292 and encodes 1763 amino acids. Gene Ontology annotation, molecular function: nucleic acid binding; zinc ion binding. The transcript has 4 exons.
AUGGUAUCAAAGACUGGGAACAGCACCAAGGACCUGAAGGAACAAGACAGUGCUUUGGACUUUUCAUCUACGCCAAAUGCACAUGGAACACAAGAGACCCCCAUGGAUACGCCUCAACAAUCAGUUAUGGGCCUAAAAACAACUAGCAAGACCAAGGAAGCCAAGAACAUCACAAGGAACAGCAACCAAGCCCCAACAGGACAGACAGACUACAAGAACAGAGCCAAAGAGCUACCUAGCAAACAGCUGACUUUGGUGAACCGCCUGAGUUCAGACCGGGAUCACUUAGACCGGAAGGAGGGUUGGAAUGGCAUCUUUCUACAUGGGCCAAGCCACCAAGGGCCAAGGGUUGCGGAGCAGCCUUUUGGCCGGAGGGAAGUCUUAUCACGGAGUGGUUUGAGUUCUCAAAGGCACCCAGCAAUCAAGGUUUCAUCAUCCUUGCAUUGUUUCUAUCCUAGUUCGCCCAUAGCUUACGUUUCACGGUGUUUGUUUCCCCCUCGUCAGAAAAACAAGAAACUCUUUCUUGGUUGUUUGUGGAGUGAUCUUCCUAUUUCAUCUUCAUUGUCAUUCAUUUGUUUUUCAUUAAUUCGUAUUGUCAUACACAGAACAUUUAAUAAAUUUCUGAAUUUGGGAUUCUUGCAUUUUCGAUUUUCGCAUACAUUUCAUAAUCAUCAUUUUCGUGCAUUGCUGGUUAAAUUAGCUGUCUCUGGUCGAGUGGAUAUGACCAUGGAGGAAAGAUUUGGGAUAUUGGAGGAGAAUAUGAGAUUAGUCAUGCAAACCCUAAAUCAAUUAAGGAUCGACAGUCAACAGGACAGAACACCAAACCCUAAUUUGCGACCCUACGAAGAUAGAACGGUUAAAAUUGAUAUCCCUGAAUUCGAUGGACAUUCCUAUGACCCUGGGAAAUAUCUUGAAUGGGAAGAUCGAAUGGACAAUUACUUUGAAUUCAAGAACACACCCCCAGACCAACAGUACAAACUAGCUAAGGUUAAGUUGAUUAAAUCGGCUGCCAUAUGGCUCGAGGGAAUGCAGAAACGUAGAGUCAGGGAAGAGAGGGGUAGGAUUAACUCUUGGACCAAGCUCAAGAAACACAUGAAAAGGAAAUAUGUCCCUACCUCUUACAAACAGCAGCAGUACAUCCAACUAAAUGCCAUGAAACAGGGAACAAAAUCUGUGGAUGAGUAUAGAAAUGAGUGGGAAAGGUUGUAUGUGCUCUGCGACCCCCAUGAGACUGAAGAGAUGAGAGUGGGAAGGUUCAUAGCUGGGCUAAGGGAGGAAAUCAGGGAUAGACUUAUGACUACACCUGACCUCACAGUGCACAUAGCCAGUUUGCAGGCUGUUGAGAUUGAGAGACAAAUCAACAGGGCAACUCAUUCCCAAACCAGAGGCACAAGGACCUACACCCCAAGGAAUGCAAGCACCAUCCCUGCACCUAAGAGGGACACACAGAAUAGUGGGUUAAAGGCUAGUACUACCAGAGGAGACCCCCCUACCAACCCUAAAGAUGUGGUCUGUUUCAAAUGUAAUGGGAGGGGCCAUUACAAAAGAGAUUGCCCUAAUGCAAGAGCCUUCACCAUGAGGGAAUGGAAUGAAAUUAGGCAGGACACCAAACCAAAGAAAAUUUUAGUGGCUAAGAAUGGGCAGGAAGAGGAGAUGUACCCUCCAAAUUUGAGUGAUGAUGAUGGCACAUACAUAGAAGAUAAGGAGGGGAAAUGGCACAGGUUUGAAGGAGACACAGAAGAGGAGGAGGAAGAUGAGGACCUAGAAAGAGUGAUGCCUGAGGAAGAACAUCUUAGCCUAGUUAUUAGGAGGAGCUUUCACACCACACCCUUAGCCAAGAGAUCAGACCAGAGGGAAAAUAUAUUCCAAACCAAGUGCAAAAUACAGGGAAAAGUGUGUGAUCUUAUUAUUGAUAGUGGGAGUGAGUCCAACUGUGUGAGCAGGCAAUUAGUGACCGAGCUGAAUCUGGAUACCAAGCCUCACCCUCACCCUUAUAAGAUGAAGUGGCUUGACAACAAAGCAAGUGGGUCAGUGAGCAAGCAGUGCUUAGUGAGCUUAACCUUAGGGACUUAUGUUGAUGAAGUGAUGUGUGAUGUCUUAGACAUGGAUGCUUGCCAUUUAUUGCUUGGGAGACCUUGGCAAUAUGACAAAAAGACUACCCACAAUGGCUACACCAACACUUACACCCUCAAACAUGAUGGGAAAAAGAAGGAGUUGAUUCCCCUGCCCCCACACAGGGCUGUUCCCCCUAAACCAUCUAAAGCACCCAUACACUUGAUGACCAGAAAAGAAUGUGAAAGGGAGAUUGAACAGGAGGAAGAACUAUACCUGUUGAUCACUAAGGAAGUUCAACAUUCAUAUUUGAUUCCAGGAGCUAGCUUGCCUAACAAACCUGCUUAUAGAUCCAACCCCAAAGAAACCAAGGAAUUGCAGAGACAGGUGGAUGAGUUAAUGCAAAGGGGCUAUGUUAGGGAAAGUUUGAGUCCAUGCGCUGUGCCCACCCUGUUGGUACCCAAAAAAGAUGGCACGUGGAGAAUGUGCAUUGACAGUAGAAGCAUGAAUAAUAUAACUAUUAAGUAUAGGUUCCCUAUACCUAGAAUUGAUGAUAUGUUAGAUGAGUUGGGAGGUUCAGAGUGGUUCAGCAAGAUAGAUUUAAGGAGUGGAUACCACCAAAUAUGCAUGAAACAGGGAGAUGAAUGGAAAACUGCAUUCAAGACCAAGUAUGGGCUCUAUGAAUGGCUUGUGAUGCCCUUUGGCUUGACUGGAGCUCCUAGCACCUUCAUGAGGUUGAUGAAUGAGGUGCUUAGACCCUUCUUAGGAAAAUUCAUUGUGGUUUACUUAGAUGACAUACUAGUUUACAGCAAGGAGAUCACAGAACACCUCAAUCACCUUCAACAAUUAUUUGAAGUUCUAAGGAAACAGAGACUUUAUGCAAAAUUAGAAAAAUGCAGCUUCCUUCUUUCAGAGGUCAGUUUCUUGGGUUAUAUAGUGGGGAAGGAAGGAGUUAGAGUUGAUCCUGCAAAGGUCAAGGCUAUACAAGAAUGGCCCACACCCACUACCCUUACACAAGUGAGAUCAUUCCAUGGGCUGGCUUCAUUUUAUAGAAGGUUCAUCAAAAAUUUCAGCUCCGUUUUAGCCCCAGUAACAGAGUGCACAAAACAGGGGAAAUUUGAGUGGACACCUGCUGCACAGAGGGCAUUUGAGACCCUUAAGGACAUGAUGUGUAAAGCUCCCAUACUUAAGCUUCCUGAUUUUGCCAAACCCUUUGAGCUAGAGUGCGAUGCUAGUGGGGUAGGAAUUGGAGCAGUUUUGGUACAAGAGGGUAGACCCAUAGCCUUUUUUAGUGAGAAGCUGAAUCAUAGCAGGUUGAAUUAUUCCACUUAUGAUAAGGAGUUCUAUGCAAUUGUUAGGGCCUUUGAACACUGGUCUCAUUACCUAAGAAUUCAACCAUUUGUGUUGCACACAGACCAUGAGUCCUUGAAGCACAUCAAUAGCCAGCACAAACUAAACAGUAGGCAUGCUAGGUGGGUGGAGUUCAUGCAAACGUUUGAUUUCUCAGCAAGAUACAAGGUGGGAAAGACCAAUGUAAUAGCAGAUGCCCUUAGUAGGAAGCACAGCUUGCUUGGGAUAGUAGGAUCUAGGAUUUUAGGCUUUGAAUUCAUCAAAGAUCAAUACUCUGCUUGCUCUGAUUUCUCUGAAAUUUAUCAGUCUUGCAAAGACAGACCUCAAGGAUUAUUUAGCAUUCACCAAGGCUUUUUGUUCAAGGGUAAUAGGUUAUGCAUACCAAAGCUUCCCCUCAGAUCUGUUUUGGUAAAAGAGGUGCAUGAGGGAAGCAUAGCAGGCCAUUUUGGAAUACAGAAAACAUUAGAUAUGCUUGCUAAACACUUCUAUUGGCCCAAGAUGCUUGGCACAGUGGGCAAACAUGUUUUAAAAUGUGAGCCUUGCCAUAAGGCUAAGGUAACUUUUCACAAAGGGGAAUAUAUACCCUUACCUAUUGCACACAAGCCUUGGGAACACAUUAGUAUGGAUUUUGUGAUGGCUUUGCCUAAGACAAGAAGGGGAAAAGAUGCUAUAAUGGUUGUUGUAGAUAGAUUUUCAAAGAUGUCUCAUUUUAUUACAUGCACUAAAGUGGAUGAUGCACAACAUAUUGCGAAAUUGUUCUUUGCUGAAAUUGUGAGAUUGCAUGGCAUACCCAAAACUAUUGUUUCAGAUAGAGACAGUAAGUUCCUAAGCCAUUUUUGGAGGAGUUUGUGGAAGAUGUUGGGCACUAAACUAUUGUUUAGCACCGCUUACCACCCACAAACGGAUGGCCAAACAGAAGUCACUAAUAGGACUCUAGGUACUCUGCUCAGAAUUUUGGUAAAGGACAACAUUAGGGAAUGGGACUUAAAGCUUUGUCAUGCUGAAUUUGCAUAUAACAGAGCACCCAGUCAGGCUACCAAAUUCUCACCAUUUGAAUGUGUUUAUGGCAUCAACCCUUUACUUCCUGUAUCUCUCAUUAAUUUACCUAUGUGUGACAGCAAAAGAAUAGGAGCUGAGGAGAUGAUCAAGCAAAUGGAAGCAGUCCACAAGCAAGUGCAUGAUAACCUGGAAAGCACAAGUGCAAAGUACAAAAAGAAAGCAGACAAGCACAUGAAAAUCAAACAAGCCAUCAAAGAAGGAGAUCUUGUAUGGGUGUACCUGAGGAAAGAAAGAUUCCCCCAGCUCAGGAGGAACAAAUUGAUGCCCAGAGCCAUAGGCCCCUAUCCAGUAAAGAAGAAGUAUGGGGAGAAUGCAUUUGAAGUUCAGAUCCCAGCAGAGUACAAUAUCUCCCACACAUUCAACAUCGGAGAUUUGACUCUACAUGAACCUACACAAGAAUUGAGGACAAUUCUCUCCCAAGAGGGAGGAGUUGAUACAAAUAUGGUAUCAAAGACUGGGAACAGCACCAAGGACCUGAAGGAACAAGACAGUGCUUUGGACUUUUCAUCUACGCCAAAUGCACAUGGAACACAAGAGACCCCCAUGGAUACGCCUCAACAAUCAGUUAUGGGCCUAAAAACAACUAGCAAGACCAAGGAAGCCAAGAACAUCACAAGGAACAGCAACCAAGCCCCAACAGGACAGACAGACUACAAGAACAGAGCCACAGAGCUACCUAGCAAACAGCUGACUUUGGUGAACCGCCUGAGUUCAGACCGGGAUCACUUAGACCGGAAGGAGGGUUGGAAUGGCAUCUUUCUACAUGGGCCAAGCCACCAAGGGCCAAGGUUCUUACUAAUAGUGCACCAGGAAGACAGUAGAGCAAGCUAA